AAGAGAGAGAAACAUCAGUGUCAGAGAAAAACAUCGAAUCCGCCACCUAGGAAAAAUUAAUCAAGAUGUCCACGAUCUCAAAGCACUUUGGAUUGAACUACAAGGAAGAAUUGUACAUCUUUAAAGAGCGUGAUAAGAUUUGCCGGAAGACCAAAAAGGAUUUUCUCCAGUUCAAGCAGAAGCUGGCCUCCAAGCCGGCUGUCGAUGAAGUUGCAGUCUUCAGUCUCCAGGAUCCUGGCCCUGCCAGGUCUGGGGAGAAGGGGAGAGUUUUCUCCGCUGGACCGGAGCAGCCAUCAGGGUCCCUUCGGCCUAAAGGCCCCGCAACACCCUCAGCAGCCCUACUGCAGCAGGAGCUCCGAGGUACGAGGCGCCCCCCAGGCCGGAGCGAGGGGGCUGCUCCCGGGAAGCCGCAGGUGUUUUGCCCCCAGGACUUCUACAUGCGGAGCUCCGCGUUCCUCCGGCACCGGCUGUUCAAGCACCUGCCAGCCAUCGCCACCAGCGUCGGCACGUCCAAACCUUUGGUCCCGAUGCCACCACCUCCACGGAGGAAAAUGGCCGGAGGGUCCUGGGGCCGGAGGAGCCCGAGGCUCUCGAGUGCCAAGCGGGUCCUCAACGUGGCCCGGGGGCGCGCCCCGAAGCCGGAGCCCGCUGCGCCCGCAAAGGCAAGCUCGGCCGGAAAGCGGAAGAGCAGCUCGAUUUCCAGUGCAGAGGGCGAGGCGGAGGCCGCCACGCGGCAGCGGAGAGUGAGGAUUCGCACCCACUACUCGCCUGAGGGCGCGUCCGGGUCAUUUUCCAAAACAGAUGGUGAAACUGCCCAGCCCGGCGAUGAGCUGGAGGCCGUACUGCAGGCCCCGCUGCCGGUGAGAGUGAUCCCGACGUCCAUAGAGGAGAUCAUCGCCUCGCUGCAGUCUGAGGCCCAGCUGGCCUCCGACCGGAUUAUCAGAGACCUCAUACAGAGUGUCCUCGGCCAGAACUACGACAUUCAGAUGGAAGAUAUUUCUUUAAUGGGAAAAAUGUACUGGCACAAACCAUCUCAAGUGCAAUCAGAGCAAGGAUUACAGAUAAGUAUUGAGGAACCUCAAAUGAACGAGUUGGAGGAAUUUUCUCAAACUGUAUCAAGUGCUUUCCAGAUUGAUCAAGAGGAUACAUCAGAAAAGGGAGCCUCAGAAACAGAAAGCAUGGUAUUUAAACCUCAGGAAACUUCUGAAAUUCAGCCAGCAGAUGAAUCGAGUAAACUUUUGGAAGAUAAACAGCCCACACCUGAUUCAAAAGCAGCCAAAUGGGUGGCUUUAAAGGUGAAAUCAUCUGAAUUGUUGCAAAUCAGAGGAAAAGAAGUUAAGCGAACACGAAAAAGUAAAUUAAGAAUUCCACUACAAAAAAAGUCUGCAAAACCCCGGCACGAUCAAAAACGAUUAAAACAAAAAGUUCUACAAGACCACUCCAUUCCUACCUUUCAUGGUCUGUGCACAACUGUCCCAGCCUGGAUGCUUCCCACCAACUUGUACCUGGCUUCUCGGGCAUAUCAUACAGCCGACAAGAAAGGCCAUGAUACUCUACUCAGAGUAUUUGGAAAGUCCUUGUUAGAUGAUCGCUUGACAGACGAAGAGCAAAGAGAUAGAGUAAUACAAGGAAUCCCUGUUAUGGGUGAUGAUCAAGCACAUGUUCCCGUCCUUCCAGCAACACCAGGGAUACCACCCGAAUUGGAACAAGGAACUGGACAGUGUGCUCACAAACCACACCUACAACUCUUGGGAGAGGAAGUGUCAGCAUAUCCAGGAUUUACAAAGUUGUUUUGGAAUCUAAAUUCAUCCAAAUUCCAUGUUCCAGUAUCUGUCGUGAAAGAAACACUAUAUCCAAAAUAUGAGAGUGUUCAAACAAGCAGAAUUCUAAUUGAGAAAAUUUCACCUGAAAGCAAGGAAAGUGUCAUUAUAAAUCAGUACAGUGGAAAGCAUAGGGUAUGUAUAAUUUUUAUGCUGAAUUGUAAGCUGGUUACUUUUUCUGUCCACAGCUCAGGUAUUAUAUCUAGAAAUUUUGGAAACUGUUUAUUGGUGUUUCCUCAGUCCAGGAAAUGCCUCAAAAUGUGCACUGGUAUCUUUGUGGAGGACACAGCUCCUCUUUUUAAAUGUGUUGUCUUUAUGACACUCCAAGGAUGUUAUUUACUAAUCAGUAGCAGAAAUCUGCUGUGAGUUUUCCUACAGUUUCUAAAAUUUCUGGUUUUGUACUCAUUUAUCA
Molecule: messenger RNA, 2232 nt
Organism: Phyllostomus discolor (pale spear-nosed bat)
Lineage: Eukaryota; Metazoa; Chordata; Mammalia; Chiroptera; Phyllostomidae
Exons: 9
Coding region: 66-2186 (706 amino acids)
Source: RefSeq, a predicted model, not a curated record